Eucalyptus grandis is the source of this 1060-nucleotide messenger RNA. RefSeq names its product nicotianamine synthase. The transcript has a single exon. Gene Ontology annotation, molecular function: nicotianamine synthase activity. The record is from RefSeq and is a predicted model, not a curated record. Lineage: Eukaryota; Viridiplantae; Streptophyta; Magnoliopsida; Myrtales; Myrtaceae. Gene Ontology annotation, biological process: nicotianamine biosynthetic process. The coding region runs from base 154 to 981 and encodes 275 amino acids.
CCCCCUCAUUGGAUGAGCCGCAAAGUGUUCCCAUCGAGCUCUGAAAUCCUUCGUUUUCAAUUCCAUUUCAAGCGAAACCUGCUCCUCCUGAUUCGUAGGUUGCUUCUCGGGGCAGUCGUGUUUUUUGUCUCCAAGUAGGUUGAUUGUGUCGACAUGGUUUGCCACGGAUACCCGUUGAUCGGAAGACUCUACGAGCUGCACGAGAAGAUCUGCAGCCUCGACAGCCUCAACCCAUGCAAAGAUGUCGACACCCUCUUCACGCAGCUCGUCCUCACGUGCAUGCCCCCCACCCACAACCACAUCGAUGUCACCACGUUAUGCAAGAAGGCUCAACAAAUGAGGUCAGACCUCAUAAGGCUGGGUGGCGAAGCAGAGGGCCUCUUGGAGAGUCAUUUCGCGACGAUCCUGGGGUCUUUCGAUCGCCCAAUUGAGAAACUUGAGAUCUUCCCUUACUAUGGGAAUUAUCUCAAAUUGGCCCAACUCGAGUUCACCCUCUUGACCCAACACUGUACUCAUGUCCCCAACAAGGUUGCCUUCGUGGGUUCUGGCCCCCUCCCUCUCUCCUCGAUAGUCCUGGCCUUGAAUCACUUGACAACCACCUCGUUCCACAACUACGACAUGGACCCCUUGGCUAAUUCCAAAGCGGCUCGGUUGAUCUCGUCCGACCCGGAUUUGUCCAAGAGGGUGUUGUUCCACACUUGCGAUGUUCUCAAAGUCACUGAAGAGUUGAAGGAGUACGAUGUCGUAUUUCUCGCCGCGCUUGUGGGCAUGGACAAGGAGGAGAAGGCCAGGGCGAUCGAGCACUUGGGGAGGUACAUGAAAAGUGGGGCUAUUUUGAUGGUGAGGAGCGCGCAUGGCGCUAGGGUUUUUCUGUAUCCGGUGGUGGAUGUUCAAAGUGAUCUUGGAGGGUUCGAGGUUCUUUCGGUGUUUCACCCCAAGGAUGAGGUUAUCAAUUCAGUUAUUGUAGCGCGCAAGUGUUGAUCAUAAAUCACGACACAUGCCUGCACAAGUCGCACGAAGAGUCAUUGGAACCGACCACUGAGAGGAGCAAAAUUUGAGG